GCCUUUUAUCUUGAAAGUCAAAACCGGAUGUGUCAGAGUUUAAUCACGUGACAGUAGCUAAGGCAACAUGGCGGAUGCCGGCAAGAUGACCGUAGACGGAGGAGACAUGUUGCGAUAUGCUGAAUAUACUUCAAAAACAAAUGUCAGGAGUGAGGCGGGUAUAGACACACGGCUGGGAGGAGCUCUGAUUGCAGUCGGUCUUGGUGUGGCUGCUGCAGGUUUUGCAGGUCGCUAUGCAUUCCAGCUGUGGAAGCCUCUUGGACAGGUCUUUUCUGAAACUGUCAAGAAGAUGCCAACAUCAGCCGCUUUUUCACCAUAUUACAAAGGAGGUUUUGAGGGGAAGAUGACCAAACGAGAGGCUAGCCUCAUUCUUGGCAUCAGCCCAACUUGCACUAAGGCAAAAGUACGCGAUGCCCAUCGAAAGAUCAUGGUCCUGAAUCAUCCAGAUAAAGGUGGGUCACCGUAUCUCGCUGCUAAGAUCAAUGAGGCCAAAGACCUUUUUGACAAGGAGAACCGGCGAUGACCUGCAAAGUAAACAAACCCUUUAAAGACUUCAAUCAUCUCGUGCAUGAUCUCAGCCCAGUGGUGCUCCAUCAACAUCGUGGCUGUGCUUCUGGGUCCAGAAAAUAUACAUUCAUGAACGUUUUCUUUUUAACUUAUCUCCAACCUAAUGUGUAAACAUAAUGAAUAUGUAAAUUAAAAGUGAAGGAGAUUGCCUUGAAGGGACUUGACAGUGAAUUUGUAUGUAAGUUGAGGCGUAAUCAUAAAGGGCAUACGUGGGAACUAUAGCUGCCCUCUAAUGUACUGCAUCAACUAAAACAUUUUGUAUAAAGUUGUAUCUAUUGAAAGAAUAGGAGAAAUAUACAAUACCUUAAUUCCUUGUUUAAACAGUUGAUGUGAACGUUUUUUUUAAAUAAACUCGAUAUAAUA
This is a messenger RNA of Eleginops maclovinus (Patagonian blennie), 930 nucleotides long. It is a transcript of the gene dnajc15, whose product is annotated as DnaJ (Hsp40) homolog, subfamily C, member 15. Gene Ontology annotation, biological process: protein import into mitochondrial matrix. The coding region runs from base 68 to 523 and encodes 151 amino acids. The transcript is spliced from 6 exons. Gene Ontology annotation, cellular component: PAM complex, Tim23 associated import motor. Gene Ontology annotation, molecular function: ATPase activator activity. NCBI's taxonomy places the organism in Eukaryota, Metazoa, Chordata, Actinopteri, Perciformes, Eleginopidae. The record is from RefSeq and is a predicted model, not a curated record.